GGGAGGGAGUGGUGGAGAGACACUGGCUGACAGUGAGCGAGGCAGGAAGCUGCCUGCAGGCUGGGAGUGGUCGGACGUAUAAAAGACAAGUCGUCUUCCUUCUUUCUGCAUUUUACUUCUCUUCCCCCUCUUCCUCAUACCUGAGACUAUACCUGCGCAGGAUGUCGUGGCAGUCAUACAUUGAUAACCUAAAGACGCCCGACCAGAGCGGGAAUGUCCCGGUCAUGGAGGCGGCCAUCUGCGGGAUAGCGUCCGGGCAAGAGAGUGUGUGGGUCAGCACGCCCGGCCUGGCCGGCAUUACGACGGAGGAAAUCAAAAAGCUGGCUGGUGACAGGUCGACUUUCCGCCAAGCUGGCCCUUACGUCGCGGGGAUGAAGUGCAUGCUGCUCCGAGACCAGAUGGACGUAGAGUCGGUCUACACCUUGGACCUGAAGACAUCGAAGAUUAACGACCAGUCCUACUCAAUAUGUGUCGGCAAGAGCAACCAGGCUAUAGUCAUAGCUCAGGGCACAAAAGAUGCCAAUGGCGGACAGCUGGCCACCAAGGUGUACACCGUCGUUGACCACCUGCGGAAAGCCGGCAUGUAAGACAAGAUGGCCGCCGUCCCCUCCUGUACCCACCAAACAAGAUGGAUGCCACCCCCUGCCUCCCUCUGCGCAUCAACUCAAGAAAAUGGCCGCUGUUCUAAGCUUCUUUAGUUUUUUAUUAAUAUUUUGACCUUCCAGGUGUAUUUCUGCCAUCAGGGAUAAAUAAAAAGUGUUUAGUUAACUGAUUAAGUUUUAUUCCAUGUAAUGAGUGAGUGAUGAACUUGACUGCACUCUUUGUGGUUGGCGUUCGAAGCAGCGAGGCAGUGUUACAUUUUUUCCAGUGGAGAUGGAUCUGUGUCCAAUCACAGCUCUGUAGAAACAAAUCACACACUGAAAAAUAAAAAGAGCAACAUGUUUAUUCUGAAAA
Messenger RNA from Siniperca chuatsi (mandarin fish), 954 nucleotides. It is a transcript of the gene pfn1, whose product is annotated as profilin 1. Bases 162 to 587 code for a protein of 141 amino acids. The record is from RefSeq and is a predicted model, not a curated record. Gene Ontology annotation, cellular component: cytoplasm. The transcript has 4 exons. Gene Ontology annotation, biological process: regulation of actin filament polymerization; positive regulation of actin filament bundle assembly. NCBI's taxonomy places the organism in Eukaryota, Metazoa, Chordata, Actinopteri, Centrarchiformes, Sinipercidae. Gene Ontology annotation, molecular function: actin binding.